This is a messenger RNA of Lentinula edodes (shiitake mushroom), 906 nucleotides long. Its product is annotated as N-glycosylation protein-domain-containing protein. Gene Ontology annotation, cellular component: endoplasmic reticulum membrane. The transcript is spliced from 3 exons. The record is from RefSeq and is a predicted model, not a curated record. Lineage: Eukaryota; Fungi; Basidiomycota; Agaricomycetes; Agaricales; Omphalotaceae. Bases 1 to 906 code for a protein of 301 amino acids. Gene Ontology annotation, biological process: protein N-linked glycosylation; cellular response to oxidative stress.
AUGAUCCAGGCUCCCUGGCUUCGCCAUAAGCACACAGCGAAGAAAGGAACCCCCGGCUUCAAAGAAAAGCUGUUUUCUUUCGCCACAGGCUCAAAUACUAGGAGUCGCGAGAGACUGAUCAGCACGAAGCCUGGAGAAAGAGGUGCUGGGGAGACUGAAACGGAAAUAGACGAACCACCCCGACAUCUUCCCACAUCCCGAAAAACUCCUCUCCGUAGACCUCUUGUUCCUCCUAACCUCCUUCAACAACGCCUAACCCCUCUGCUUUUCGAAUUUUCUCAACUUUUAUCUGUUGUUCCCGCUUUUUUUGGGAUUUUAUUUAACAUUUAUCACAUCUACCAUCCACCUAAUUCUACUGUAUUGAUUGACGGGAGACGACCACCGGAACGUAUCGAUUAUAUUAUAUCUGCUAUCUGGGCCCUUUUGACUGGUUAUCAAUGCCUUUGUCUCACCACCGGCUUACUGGUUCGAUGGCGCGUGUAUUAUCCUCCUCUGGCGACUCUGAUCCGCCUCAUAUCUUUACAAGCAAUUUGUUGGCCCGCGACUCAUUUCACACUCUCCUUACUCGAGCAUGAAAAACGGCCUGUGAUUGUCUGGGCUGUUAUCGGUACUACAACAUGCGCCAGCCGAAGCGUGCAAAUCUGGGUUACGAGUAACCUCUGGUGGGAGUAUCCCAGUGGUGGUCCUGGCGGACCCGCAAGCGCGAAUGGUAAUGGUAACAGUAAUGGGGGUAUACGCGGUUUAAGUGAGAAUGAAAUUGAUUGGCAGAGGUGGAAAGGCGGCAAGUGGGGAGGAAGGAGAUGGGAUUGGAGCGACGUGGUGAAGAAAUGUAUGUUGCCGGCGGGCGUGGUGUACUGUAUCAUGGCUUGGGCAGAACAAUUGAGAAGAGAGUGGUCAGGCUGCUAG